Messenger RNA from Neoarthrinium moseri, 1317 nucleotides. RefSeq lists its product as uncharacterized. The transcript has 2 exons. Bases 1 to 1317 code for a protein of 438 amino acids. Lineage: Eukaryota; Fungi; Ascomycota; Sordariomycetes; Amphisphaeriales; Apiosporaceae. Gene Ontology annotation, molecular function: saccharopine oxidase activity; flavin adenine dinucleotide binding; sarcosine oxidase activity. The record is from RefSeq and is a predicted model, not a curated record.
AUGGCGGGCUCAAGACAAUGCCCAAUUGUCAUCGUGGGGGCCGGGGCCUUCGGCCUCUCCACUGCCUUGCAUCUCAUACAGGAUGGGUACACCAACAUCACCGUGUUUGAUCGGGGUGAUGAGGUGCCCUCACCAUACUCAGCAGCAAAUGACCUUAACAAGAUUAUGCGACCCGAGUAUGAAGAUCCUUUCUAUACAAAUCUAGCUAUCGAAGCCAUGGCAGCCUGGAAAACGCCCCUAUUUGCACCGUAUUUCCAUAGAACAGGUUUCCUGCAUUGUGUCUCCGGCAAGGCUGAACAAAGAGCCAAGGACACUUUGCAAAGAUUUCGAAAGGCCGCAGAAAGCCACCCUAUUUUGAGCAAGUUUGUCGUGCCACUUAGUUCAAGAAGCGACAUCCAGGAGCAGGCUUGGCAAUUGGAUGGCGACCUCCCUGGCUGGCAUGGUUACUUCAAUCGAUUCGAUGGGUACACUCACUCCGCCGACGCGCUGAGGGGAAUAUACAGAGUCCUCCAGGGCUGUGGCGUCAGAUUUUUCCUUGGGGAGUCCGUUGGCACUGUCAACUCCAUCGUGUACGAGCAAAGCCCAAAUGGCAAGAGGACUAAGGGUGUCACGACCAAGGAUGGCAAGAUACACGCAGCCGAAUUAGUCAUUAUCGCCACCGGCGCAAAAGCUGCGAGUCUGGUCCCCGAGGUCGGCACAACCGUCGAAGCCAAGUCCUGGUCCGUCGCUCACAUCCAGCUUACGGACGAAGAGACGUCGGCCCUGCGUGGCAUCCCCAUUGUCUACGCCAGAGAUUUAGGCUUCUAUUUUGAGCCAGACCCUAAGACCAACCUUCUCAAGCUCUGCCCCAUGGGUGGCGGUUAUAUCAACACCAACAAGGAAACGGGUAUAUCCCUCCCCCCAGAACCGAUAAAUGCUAGUGUCGGCUUCCCCCCCAAGGAGGAUGAGGCUAAGCUGAGGGAACUCCUUCGCCAUACUCUGCCAGCGCUGGCGGACCGGCCAUUUGUGAAGAAAUCGCUCUGCUGGUUUGCCGACACAGUUGGCUCUCAUUUCAUCAUCGACUACGUGCCGAAUUCCUCCAAGUCGGUGAUCAUCCUCUCUGGCGACUCAGGGCACGGUUUCAAGAUGUUUCCCAUUGUAGGCUCAUGGGUUUUAGCCCUCCUUGGGCCACAAAAAACCCAGAGCAAUGAGCAAUGGAAAUGGAAGUCCUCGAAAGUUAAGGCGGGCAGUGGCUGGGGUGAUGUUGUGAGCUGGCGUGUUGGCACCACUACAGAGUACAAAGAUAUUAGGAGGUUUAAGGUAGAGUCAAAGCUAUAG